This is a messenger RNA of Coregonus clupeaformis (lake whitefish), 4856 nucleotides long. RefSeq names its product cadherin-4-like. Bases 1 to 2646 code for a protein of 881 amino acids. Lineage: Eukaryota; Metazoa; Chordata; Actinopteri; Salmoniformes; Salmonidae. Gene Ontology annotation, molecular function: calcium ion binding; cadherin binding. Gene Ontology annotation, cellular component: plasma membrane; adherens junction; catenin complex. The record is from RefSeq and is a predicted model, not a curated record. The transcript is spliced from 15 exons. Gene Ontology annotation, biological process: homophilic cell-cell adhesion; calcium-dependent cell-cell adhesion; multicellular organism development.
AUGCCUGUCCAGAAUGCCGUAAGGGAGAGUGUCGUGGGUUUUGAUGACUGUAUGGAGAAUGAGGGGGUGGUCUUUCAGAGCAGUGACGCCAGGUUCAGCAUUGGCGCUGACGGGUCCAUCUACGCCCAGAGAGAGGUUACCAGCCUGACUGCACCGGUCCAGUUCACGGUCACUGCCAGCGGUCCACACGUGUGGGAGACCACGGUCAAACUGGCCCUGAUGGAGCUACCCACUCCCUCACCGCCAGGCAAUCAGAUCACAGAGGAAGAGGGGAAAGGAGGGGAGAGGAAGGGGGAAGAGGAGGUCAAAGCACCACCAGAGUUCCAGGCUCCACCCACUGUCAUCAUGUUUCCCAGGCAACAGGAGAUAAGCUCCAAGGGGCUGCGGAGACAGAAGAGGGACUGGGUGAUUCCACCAGUCAACGUACCUGAAAACUCCAGAGGGCCCUUCCCACAGAUGCUCGUCAGCAUCCGUUCGGACCAGGACCGGAACAUCUCCAUCCGAUACAGCAUCACGGGGGUGGGAGCGGACCAGCCACCCAAUGAGGUGUUCAGUAUCGACCCUGUCGCCGGCAAGAUGUUCGUCACCAAGCCCCUGGACCGAGAGAGGAGAUCAUCUUACCAUCUUCGUGCCCAUGCAGUGAACAUGAAUGGUGAGCGGGUGGAGAGCCCCAUAGACCUCUACAUCUAUGUCAUAGACAUGAACGACAACCGGCCUGAGUUCAAGAACCAGGUCUACAAUGGAUCUGUCGACGAGGGCUCCAAGCCAGGUACGUUUGUGAUGCACCUGGCAGCCUUCGAUCAUGAUGACAACACCACGGCCAAUGGGAUGGUGCGCUACCGGAUCCUGUCCCAGACGCCACACAGCCCCAUCCCCAACAUGUUCACCAUCAACAGUGAGACCGGAGACAUUGUCACCGUGGCAGCAGGCCUCGAUCGCGAGAAAGUGUCCCAGUACAGCAUCAUCGUCCAGGCCACGGACAUGGAGGGCAACCUAAACUUCGGCCUGUCCAACACGGCCACCGCCAUCAUCUCUGUCACAGAUAUCAAUGACAACCCACCCGAGCUCACCUCCAGAACCUUUUCAGGGGAGGUUCCAGAGAACCGGGUCAAUGUUGCGGUUGCCAACCUGACCGUGAUUGACCGCGACCAGCCACGCUCGCCCAACUGGAACGCUGUGUACAGGAUCAUCAGCGGUGACCCCAUAGGUCACUUCACCAUCAUCACCGACCCACACACCAAUGACGGCAUGGUUACCGUGGUGAACCCGGUGGACUUUGAGCAGAACAGGGCUUUCAUGCUGACGGUGGUGGUCAAUAACCAGGCCCCGCUGGCCAGUGGGAUCCAGUCGUCCCUCCAGUCCACAUCCGGGGUCACCAUCUCUGUGGUAGACGUCAAUGAACCGCCCUUCUUCCCCACCAACCCCAAGUCCAUCCGCUUUGAGGAAGGUGUCCCUGCUGGCACCUCUCUGACCACCUUCUCAGCCAGCGACCCUGACCGCUUCAUGCAGCAGAGCAUCAGGUAUUCUAAACUGGCCGACCCAGCUGAGUGGCUGUCCAUCAACACCACCAACGGUCAGAUCGUCACCACGGCAACCCUGGACAGAGAGUCCAUCUACGUCAAAAACAACAUCUACGAAGCCACCUUCCUCGCAGUCGAUAACGGCUCUCCCAUGGCCAGCGGUACAGGAACCCUCCAGAUCAAUCUGAUAGAUGUGAAUGAUAAUGCUCCGUCUCUGCUGCCCCGUGAGUCUCAGAUCUGUGAGCGCAUCAACCGCAACACUGGCAUCAACAUCACGGCUGCAGACUCAGACACGGACCCCAACGUAGGCCCCUUCGUAUUUGAGCUGCCCACCUUCCCCACCAGCGUACGACGCAACUGGACUGUGUCACGUCUCAACGGUGACUAUGCCCGGUUGAGUUUGCGGAUCCAGUAUCUGGAGCCUGGGGUGUAUGAGGUGCCUGUGAUUGUGAGCGACUCUGGGAACCCUCCGCUCUCCAACAGGUCCAUUAUAAAGGUCAAGGUGUGUCCGUGUGAUGAGAACGGAGACUGCACCCUGGUCGGGGCUGUGGCUGCCGCUGGACUGGGGACUGGAGCCAUCAUAGCCAUACUCAUCUGUAUCAUCAUACUGCUCAGUAUGGUGCUAGUGUUUGUGGUGUGGAUGAAGCGCAGAGAGAAGGAGAGACAGACCAAACAGCUACUGAUCGACCCAGAGGACGAUGUCAGAGAUAACAUCCUGAAAUACGACGAGGAGGGAGGGGGAGAGGAGGACCAGGACUAUGACCUAAGCCAGCUGCAGCAGCCUGACUCUCUGGAACACAUCAUCAGUAAGCCCCAGGGGGUACGGAGGGUGGAUGAGCGCCCCAUCAUCCCUGAGUCCCAGUAUCCCAUCCGACCUGCGAUCCCCCACCCUGGGGACAUCGGGGACUUCAUCAACGAGGGUUUGCGGGCAGCAGACAACGACCCCACGGCCCCUCCCUAUGACUCCCUCCUGGUGUUUGACUACGAGGGCAGUGGCUCCACGGUCGGGUCCGUCAGCUCCCUCAACUCCUCCAGCACAGGGGACCAGGACUACGACUACCUCAACGACUGGGGCCCCCGCUUUAAGAAGCUGGCCGAUAUGUACGGGGGAGGGGAAGACGACUAGGGCCACAGGGGGCCCUGUUAAAGAUCAACUUCCCCAAUCCACCCUACUCAGCUGGUCUGCCAUGCUCUCUCUGUCUCUACAAUCUUGGGAACUUUAAUACACACCACACACACACACAAACCAACCAACUGAACUGACCUAGCAACUGACCAAUCAAUUAAGCAACCGCCAUAGUGGACUGUGCAGCAUGGCAGCUUUGGGUCCUACUGUAUUAUACUGUACUGUACUGUACUGUACUGAGCCCUCUCCUGCUCCAAGACUGUCUGAGACUGAAACUUAUGCUCUGAUUUACAAUUUUUUCCCAGGUUUUUUGGUAGAUUAUGGGGUUAGUUACUUUUGUUUUAUAUAUAUUUUUAUUUUUUAUUUUAUUAUCUCUUGCUGUCUUCACUGUCCUUAAAAGCAAGCUAUUUUCUGGUGUUGGGAGGCCAUUGGCUCCCCAUUUCCCCAUCAGCCCGCAGCCAUCCCUUUGCAGAUAGUCCAAGCUGCAUAUUGCGUGACGGCGAAGAUAAUAAAAAAUAAACACCGAAAGUCAAUUAUUUCUUCUGCGUGGAAGGCCCUGGUUUAAUCUGUCUGAACUUUGAAUUCCAUAGAACAGAAGCACUGUUGUUUAAGAAGUGCCUUCAGUGGUGCGUAUUUUGGCUUACUCCCGCUAACUCAGGAUUGGUUCCCAUUUUCUGGGCUAACAUGGGGCAACGCCCCCUUAUAACCCCUCACCUUAGAACUCUGUCCUUCACGUCCCACUUCCUGUGUGUCAUGUCCAUCACCCUGUCAUGGAACCUGGUCAGACACAGGAGAAGUUGCAGAGGGGAUUUGCCUUUGGGGGUGAGGGGGUAUCAGGAGAGGAAGUGUUCUGUACAAAGACAUAUAUCUCCUUAGGUGAAGGACAAAUCUUUUAUUUCCAAUUUUUUAUUUCCUUCCAGUCUGAGGUUCUGAUACAAAGCCAUCAUCAGUGUCACAAUAGGAAUUAUCACACAGAUCCAGGAUUGGGACUGUGUCGUUAGACAACAUGUAUUUACUGUAUUCAAACCGUUAGUUAUUGCGGCUCUAAGAGCAAUUGAGUUUGGAUGGCUUUGUGACUUUGCAUUUUUGAGUUCACAUUACUUUGCACUUUUAACUUAAUGAGGCUGGGGAGCUCGGGACAGAGGGAUGACAUGUGUCACUUUAUAUGUGAAAGAAAAUAAUCAGUAGGAGGACGAAGGAUGAAGGUGGGUUGCAUGGUUCUGUCCCCUGUUUCCAAAGGUUAUCUACAUAGUUAUAUUGUGGUCUGGUUGAUCGAUGUGUUGAGGUAAACUAUAUAAAUUGUAAAAAAUAGAAAGGUGUGAAAGUAGAUAUUUUUGAAGUAUUAGUAAACGUCAAACAGUUUGUGCUCCAUGUCUUCUUGCACUGCUGGCUGAGAAAAAAAAAGUGUGAGACCCAAAGUUUCAAGCUUCGGAUUUUGUGCUGAUUCACUGUUGUGUCCUGACACACUUUUGAUAUACAAUCUCUGAUGCUGGUCCCUGUCGCAGCAACAACACAGAGAGAGAGAGAGAGAACUGAGAUUCUGCCAGGGACUUAGCAAGCACCACAAUCUGUCUCCCCUCAGACAUUUUCAUUCAUAUGAAAUUUUGGUGCAAGAGGUUUCGAAAAUCAAGUUGGGGAAAAUCUCUCGUACAAACUUUUUGGAAAGAGAGAAAGAAAAGAACUGCAGUUUACCAAAGCAGUGUUUAGUAGUGCUAAAUGUACCAUAAUAUGUUGGCAUUGAGGAACGGCAAUUUUAUUGUCUUUCAUGAAAACACCACUACCCAUGCAUCAUUCCUAUGAUACAGUAUACAGUACAUUUCCCCCAAUGUCAUUCAAUGUCAUUUCAGUUGAGAUUUACACUCGAGAGGAAUGUGAUUUCUACAUAGACAUUCUCUCUUUUUCUCUCCCUCCUCUCUAUCUCUCUCUCGCUCUAAUAGUAGAUUUGAUAGGGAUUGGGGAGGGUUAUGUAUUUAAUCCAUCCUCCAGUUCUCCUAAUAAUUAAGAGGAUGUUGGAUCCCUCCAGGUAAUCUCCUUGACGAAGAGAGAGAGCUCUAAACUCCUAGAUAAGAUGUGAGGACAGGAGGACUCAGCCUCCUAUGCUCUUCCUCCAAGCUCCCCCUUCGCUAUCAGGUUCUUUCCCUUUACACUGCACCCAGUGUCUCUCCCUCACAUCUCCCUUUGGUGAAAAAAUAUAUGUACAGUAUGCCUUA